Molecule: messenger RNA, 3437 nt
Organism: Porites lobata
Lineage: Eukaryota; Metazoa; Cnidaria; Anthozoa; Scleractinia; Poritidae
Source: the annotation of a GenBank genome assembly
AUGGUCGAAACCGAUAGCCUAAGUUUUAUCUUGUCUUGCUGUUCCAUACCAUUUUACAUCAGUGGACUCAUCGGAAAUGUGUUGAUCAUUCGAAUCGUACACAAAACAAGGGAGAUGCACACCCCUACAAAUUAUCUUUUAGCUAGCAUGGUCGUUAGCGAUGUCUUCACCAUAAUGAUGUUUGCAGCUCACGGGUUUGCCUUCAGUCAAUAUGUAAAUGAUGAAAAUUUCGUGCACUACUUGGUUUGCAAGGCAUCGGCCCUCAUUACAACCUUCGCAAUAGUUUCUUCCAUUACUCUUACUGUGCUAGCCGUAGAAAGAUACAACGCUUUGCCUAAGCCUUUAAGAACGGGAUUACAAUUAAGUGAAGACAAUAUAAAAAAGGCCAUCGCUCUGAUUUGGGUGACAAGUGCUGGACAAGUGUUUUUGUAUCCAUCCCGAAUGCCUUCUUUCAAGAAUUCGAUCGAAGCAAUCGCGUUCUCUCAGGAUGUGUUGGUCGAGGGGAUUCAAAUAUCAAUCUAGCGUGGAAGACUUACUUGAUUGUAUUUGACGCCCUUUUUUUGAUACAAUCGGUUGUCAUGGUAUUUUGCUAUGGUUCCUUGACAGGAAAAAAGGCGGUGGUGGUAUUUUGGCUCUCAUCUCCACCGUAGUCCCAUGUAGGAGAUUAAAACCUGAUCGUCACUACCAUUGUCUAGAGCCAAUUGUGCUGGAUGUGAAAAUUGGGAAGAUAAACAUGAUAAUAAUUGGUCUUUACCGACCACCUAGGCCAUUAGUGGGAGCAUACCAGCAAUCGCUAGAGGAAGAACUGAACCACAUUUGUAGUUGGGCGUCGCUUCAAAGAGAAGCAGUGACUGUUAUUGGUGACCUUAACCUAGAUAGGCUAAGGCCUCAGAGAAAGGAGGGCAAAUUACUCCUGGACCUUGAAAUGGUGCAGGGCUUUGAAUGUCUUAUAAAGCAGUCAACUAGAUUGGAUAGAAACGGAACAACAACAACAGCCACGCUUAUCGAUGUACUGCUGACCAACCAACCAGACCUGUUCAUUGGAGGAGGAGUUUACGACCCUGCUCUAAGUGAUCAUAUGCUCAUCUAUGGUAUAAUGAAAGAAAAAGCGAGGAAACAUUCACGUAGAAUCAUCCAUUUCAGGAGUUACAAAAAUUUUGAUCCGGUGAAAUAUGAUAACCUACUAACGACGGCACCUUGGCAUGUCGGAAACUUGUUUGAUGAUGUUGAGGACAAGGUGUAUUAUUGGAAUACAAUCAUGCAAGACAUUAUGGACGAAUGCUUCCCUCAGAAAAAGAAGCGAGUUAGGGAUAAAGACAUACCCUAUAUGACGACCGCAUGGAAAAAUGCCAUCCGAGCAAAGAGAAGAGCUUUUAAGAAGUAUCUAAAUGAAAGGACACAACAAAACUGGGAAGAGAAAGUGAAAUGUCGAAAUGAUUCAACCAGACAAAGAAGAAUUGCUGUACGGCAAUACUGGAAGAAAAAGAUGUCUGACCUUAAAGAAAACCCAAGAACGUUCUUUGAAACUUUUAAACCGUUUCUUGGAUCCAAGAAAGGGGUCUUGGGAACUGAUAGUAACUUAAAAGUUGACGGCAAGAUCAUUAGCAACCAAGAGACUGUUGCGGAAAUAUUAGCAGGUCACUUUGCUACGAUAGCAAGCGAUAUUGGAGAUGUCAACUUAAGAAACUCCUCGGAGAAUGACUUAAAUAAUCAUCCAAGUGUCUUGCAAAUACAAAUGGCGAGUAGUUCAGAACCAAUGAUCGAGUCCAAUCCAGGGGGGAAUGGACGCCCGUCUUUAAGAAAGAGGAUCCACAAGAUUGUCCGAACUAUCGACCAAUAACUGUCCUUCCAGUGGUUGGUAAGGUGUUCGAGCAGCUACUUAGCGACCAGAUCUCUAAGCAGUUUGACAGCUGUCUGGAUCCCCGAAUUACGGCAUAUCGUAAACGCCACAGUUGUGAAACAACAUUGAUACGUCUUAUUGAAGCGUGGAAAUCAGCACGUGAUAACCAGCAAAUUGUUAAAAUCUUAUCUACCGACUUGAGUAAGGCUUUUGAUUCGCUUCAUCCGUCCUUAAUGAUCAGCAAAUUAAAAGCGUAUGGUUUUAAUGACGAACUAUGUGAUCUACUUCGAUCUUACCUGUGUAAUCGACUGAACCGAGUGAAACUGGGAGCUUUCAGAAGUGAAUGGAAGCGUACAGAUAGGGGUCGUCCACAAGGAUCGGCCCUUGGCCCAUUGUUAUGGAACAUCUUUCAAAACGAUCUGACAUACGUGAUUUAUUAAUAUUAUUUAUUUAUUUAUUAAAUUAACUCUGUAUAAAUCAGCCAUAUUGCCUUACUUAACCUAUUGCCACCUGACGUGGCAUUUCUGUAGUGCUACCGACAAAAGAAAGUUUGAACGGGUCCAAGAAAGAGCACUACGCGCAGUUUUCCUAGAUAAGCAAUCAAGCUACCAAGCAUUGCUGGACAAAAGUGACCUAACGACUCUUCAGAACAGAAGACUGCAAGAUAUUGCUAUCCUUAUGUAUAAGGUGAAACACAAACUAUGCCCCAUUAAAAUAUCCGAGCUAUUUCACGCGCAUUGCUCACCCUACAACUUGAGGACGGCAGAGUUCGCCAUUCCCAGAUUUAGGACCAAUAAAUAUGGUAAACACUCGCUCACCUAUCGGGGACCAAAGUUGUGGAAUAAGCUACCAAGCGAAAUCAGAACUCUCCCAUCAUUAUUUAGUUUCAAAAAUUGUAUUCGUAAAUUUGAUCUAGGUGUAAUGAUAGACGACGACAAUUGCUCCAAUUGCAUCCUUUGUAAUUCUUAAUCUUUUUAAAUCAAUUAUUUCAUUAGUUGAUAGUUAGUAGGUUUUUAACUAUAUUAUAUUGUUAGGUAACUAUAUUAUAUUGUUAGGUGUCCCUAAUUAGUAGAGGGGUUCUUAACCCCAUCGGCUAGACAUUCCAAGACACAUUAAUAAAGUUUUAUGUAUAUGUAUGAUCAGAGGUCUCUACUUUACCAACGCAGUUUGCCAAGAAACUGAAACCACUGAUGGCGAGAGAAGCUCGGAGAAGAAGAAACUUGUUAUCACAUUCCUUCUAGCGACUGUCGGGUUUUUGAUCGGUUAUGUACAUUCCAUGGCGUUCUAUACAGUUGUUACAUUUCAAACCAACGCGAAUGUAGAUAUCAACCUGUACUCUGAUCUCGAGAAUGGGUUUCAGUUUUUGUUUGGCUACAGUCUAUGUUUAAAUCCACUCGUUUACGCUUUUCGAAGUGCCCAUUUUAAAGAGGGAUUCAGACGCGUUCUAACAACUUGUUGGAAGCCAACUCCACAGGAUGACAACGUUCAGUGUUUCAGAUACUUUUUUCUUUUGAUGUCCCAACAUGAAGUCGAAGAAAAGCUGAGGUCCGAGAACUUUGCAGCAACACAAACAAUAGAAUUUGACAAUGCUGAAUAA